AUGCCUGAGCAAUUGGUAAUGGACCAUGAGAAAGCGCAAGACCCUCCUAAGGGAUUCUUCGAGAGAUCUUCAUCGAAGCCUAACUUAGGAUCCUUAGAUGAGUACAAGGAGAUGUAUAAGCAGUCUAUUGAGGAUCCUGCCACCUUUUUUGGAGAACAGGCCAAGAAGCUUUUGGCCUGGGAUCGUCCUUUUGACAUUGCUCGCCAUCCUGAAUCGAUCAAGGAUGACUUUAAGGAUGGUGACUUGCCUGCCUGGUUCUUGGGUGGCCAAUUGAAUGCUUGCUACAAUGCCGUUGAUCGUUGGGCAAUCGAAACUCCAGACAAGGCGGCCAUUAUUUACGAAGGUGAUGAGCCAGAUACUGGUGCUAUAAUCACAUACGCAGAGUUGUUGAAACAAGUUUGCAAGUUGGCUGCUGCUUUGGUGAAAUUGGGAGUGAAGAAGGGCGACACUGUCGCUGUUUACUUGCCUAUGAUCCCAGAAGCCAUUGUCACAUUGUUGGCAAUCACACGUAUUGGUGCCGUACACUCGGUUGUGUUCGCAGGCUUCUCUUCAACUUCGUUGAAAGACAGAAUUGUGGAUGCUGACUCUAGACUCGUGAUCACAGCUGACGAGUCAAAGCGUGGAGGCAAGACUAUCGAGACAAAGAAGAUUGUUGACGAAGCACUCAAGGAGUUGCCUCAAGUUCGCAACGUUCUUGUUUUCAAGCGUACUGGAAGUUCUCAUGUUCCUUUCAACGCUGGAAGAGACUUGUGGUGGCACGAAGAAUUAGCCAAGUAUGGAAACUAUUUCCCUCCAACUCCUGUGAACUCGGAGGAUCCAUUGUUCUUGUUGUACACUUCUGGAUCUACAGGAAAGCCUAAGGGUAUUCAACACAACACUGCUGGAUACUUGUUGGGUGCGUUGUUGACUACCAAGUACACUUUUGAUGUUCACCAAGAUGAUAUUCUCUUCACCGCUGGUGAUGUAGGCUGGAUUACCGGUCACACUUAUGUCGUCUACGGUCCUUUGCUUAACGGUGCUACUACCGUUGUAUUUGAAGGUACCCCUGCUUACCCCGACUUCUCCCGUUACUGGCAGAUUGUUGACAAGUACAAGGUUAACCAAUUUUAUGUUGCUCCAACUGCUUUGCGUUUGUUGAAGAGGGCUGGUACCUCCUUCAUCGAGAAGUACAAGUUAGAUUCGAUCAGGGUUUUAGGAUCUGUUGGAGAGCCCAUUGCUGCCGAAGUUUGGCACUGGUACAAUGACAACAUUGGCCGUGGCAAGGCCCAUAUUGUUGACACUUACUGGCAGACCGAAUCCGGCUCUCACUUGUUGACUCCACUCUCUGGUAUCACCCCUACAAAGCCAGGCUCUGCUUCGUUGCCUUUCUUCGGUAUCGAUGCCCACAUCUUGGACCCUGUCACUGGCGAGGAGCUCCUUGAGGACGGAGUCGAAGGUGUUUUGGCAAUUAAGAAUGCUUGGCCAUCCAUUGCAAGAGGUAUCUUCAAUGACUACAACCGUUUCAUUGAUACGUACCUUGGAGCAUACCCAGGAUACUAUUUUACCGGCGAUGGCGCUGCGCGUGACAAAGAUGGCUUCUACUGGAUCUUGGGUCGUGUUGACGAUGUUGUGAACGUUUCUGGACACAGAUUGUCAACUGCUGAGAUCGAAGCCGCCUUGAUUGAACACCAGAUGGUUGCUGAAAGUGCUGUCGUCGGCUAUGCCGAUGAAUUAACUGGCCAGGCUGUUGCCGCAUACGUUUCCUUGAAAUCUAACUUCAAGGCAGACGAUAAGGAGUCGAUCGAUGCUGUGAAGAAAGAGUUAAUUUUAACUGUGAGAAAGGAAAUUGGUCCUUUCGCAGCUCCAAAGUUGAUCUUGUUGGUUGAUGAUUUGCCAAAGACUCGUUCCGGAAAGAUUAUGAGAAGAAUCUUACGUAAGGUUUUGGCUGGAGAAGAAGAUCAAUUGGGUGAUAUUUCCACUUUGUCCAACCCUGGUGUUGUUCUGCAGAUCAUUGACGUGGUUAAGCUGACCAGGAAGUAA
Molecule: messenger RNA, 2019 nt
Organism: Sungouiella intermedia
Lineage: Eukaryota; Fungi; Ascomycota; Pichiomycetes; Serinales; Metschnikowiaceae
Source: the annotation of a GenBank genome assembly